GUUUGCUUUCCAUGCGCGGAUAAAGGGCACUCCCGCCGCGAAGUUAGCCAUAAUAGAUAUCGCUUGAUUGCUAGCGGCGUCGGGAGUCCGCGAUGUGCAGAGUGAAUGAUCUGCGCAAUCCAUAAAAUGGACAGUUCUGUCCUUGCUGCUGAAACACAUUCUCUUGACCCAGCUCGAUUCGAGUCUCACCAGCAACAUAGAUCCAAUGGCGAGCAUACAACAACAACGCCGCGGUAAUACUUCGUAUAUCGACGGUGGCUUUGGAACAGAAAAGGGCUCAGAUGCCAUGUUUAUCACGCUGGAGGAUGGCUACUACACAGGCCUGGAAGGUCCGGACAAAGUCGCCCUGAUCUGCGAUCACCAGUCAUGGGGCUAUCUGGAGAACCUAGUUGGGCUCGUUCCGCAAGCUGGCUGUCUGACCUUGACCUACCGUCAGAUGAUGAGAGCCGCCAGAGACCUUGCGCUUGUGUGGCAAGAUUGUGGUAUCAAAAGAGGGGGCACCCUGCUCGCUUUCCUACCUGUCAGUGCGGAUUGGGCGCUCAGCUUCUGGGUAGCGAUCAUACUCGAUUUGACCUUCGUGCCAUUGAAUCCUAUGACCUUGAACAUCGACAGGUGGAGAGGACAUUCUUAUCCUCUGGAUCUACUCGAUCCCACAGUCGUUUUGGUUCCUACUCUCAGAGAAGCGAUCACCUUUGACGAGCUAUACCCGGAACUAAACAUCAUCGUAAAGAUCGUGUGUCAUGAGCAGAAAAGCUUCCUUCAUAAUGAUUGGACCAGUCUUGAGCCUCCGGCUACGGCACUGGCACGGGCUCGUCUGAUCGGCGGACAAAAGGACCUACCACCCCGACCACCCCGACCACCGUACCCGAGUGAUAACGAGGACCGUAAAGCAGUACUGCUGUUCAGCCAGAACAGUCCCGACCACCCAUUCAAAGGUUGCCCACUGAAAGCUUCGAACAUUCGUACAACGAUGGUCAUGAAGAACCCCUGUUCUUCCUCUCAUAAGAGCUUCUUGGUCACUUGCCCAUCUUCAAGCAGCGCAACUUUGGAUGCGGCAAUGCUAGCAUGGUACACUGGCGGGACUCUCGUCUUUCCAUCGGCCCUGUUCGAUGCACCCAAGACCCUCUCCUCUGUCGAGCUGCACAACUGCACAAACCUUGUCUGCACCCCCUCAAACUUGGAAGAAUUGAUCAAGGAUCCCUCGCGCUCUACUAGGAAGCUUGACUCUUUGGAGAGUUUGGUCGUGCAUGGGGGAGUCGUUAGUGCCAAUUUGUUGUAUCGAGGAAAAGAAGCAUUGCAGAGUGGAUGGGCUACGUCGUCAUUGACGAUGGCAGAAGGGCUUGGGGUGUUCGGCUGGUUUUCUUCGUGUACACGUCCCUAUGUGGGCUUGUCGGGCUACUCAGACAGCAUCGGUACGGUUUUGGAGGGCUCUUUGGCAAAGAUAUGUCACGUUGACAACAGAGACAACAUUGUGAGCCGAGGGCAGGAAGGUCUGCUUCACAUCGGUGGCGAGACGGUGAUAGAAAAGUACAUUGGCGACGUCGAAGGCGAACGUUUCUACCAGGAUUCGGAGGGUAAAAGCUGGUUCAUCACCAACUACUUGGCCACCAUAGAUCCAGAGGGGUUGGUUCGACUAACAUCAGAGUUCAAGGUAUGUUCCGACAUACUUCCAGAUGCUCCAUUGAUUGAGACAAGAAAUUCGCUGACCUUUUGGCUGCAACAGACAUACAAGCCUGAGGCCGCUGGAGCUGAUGUGAGUCCAUGAGGAAGAUUGGAAAGCGGCCAAGGUUUCGAGGAGGAACUAUGGAUGAUGGAUUGAUUCAGGACAAGACGUCAAGCUGCUAGGAGUUUGAAGAGACGAGGUGGAGCAGAGUGCGAGUCCUUGGUCAAAAAUUUGAGAUGCUGGAGCUAAGUAUGUCGAUGGUUGAAUCGAAUCAGCAAACUUGGAG
Aureobasidium pullulans EXF-150 is the source of this 1949-nucleotide messenger RNA. RefSeq names its product acetyl-CoA synthetase-like protein. The transcript has a single exon. Gene Ontology annotation, molecular function: CoA-ligase activity. Bases 206 to 1765 code for a protein of 519 amino acids. The record is from RefSeq and is a predicted model, not a curated record. Lineage: Eukaryota; Fungi; Ascomycota; Dothideomycetes; Dothideales; Saccotheciaceae.